Fundulus heteroclitus (mummichog) is the source of this 2737-nucleotide messenger RNA. Its product is annotated as E3 ubiquitin/ISG15 ligase TRIM25. The coding region runs from base 48 to 1685 and encodes 545 amino acids. The transcript has 10 exons. Gene Ontology annotation, molecular function: zinc ion binding. NCBI's taxonomy places the organism in Eukaryota, Metazoa, Chordata, Actinopteri, Cyprinodontiformes, Fundulidae. The record is from RefSeq and is a predicted model, not a curated record.
CCCCCCCACCCGAGGACUGGGGUGGGAGUGGCUUUAACUCGUGGCUCAUGCGCUCCAGACAAAUAAAAUAUUUAAUAAGGAAACGCCUUCCAGUUGGCAGGAGUAACCAGAGGAGCGUCAACAUCACCAUGGCCGACGUGGAGGAGUGCGGGUUCUCCCUCAUGAGCCUGGAGGACGAGCUGACCUGCAGCAUCUGCCUGAGCACCUUUGACUGCCCGGUCACCAUCCCCUGCGGACACAACUUCUGCCAGGAGUGCCUGCUCUCCUCCUGGGGCGACUCCUACAGCUGCCCCCAGUGCCGGACCAUGUUCGAGGCCAGGCCGGAGCUGAAGAAGAACACGGUCCUCAGCACCGUGGUGGAGACCUUCAGGGCGAGGUCCGGCAAGGGAGGCCCGGUUAUGGAGAAGGAGGAAGAGGAGGAAGAGGAGGACGACGUGGUCCGCUGCGACACCUGCAUGGAGGCGGUCGCGUCCCAGACCUGUCUCACCUGCAUGGCCUCCUUCUGCGAGGAGCACCUGCGGCCCCACCGGGAGAACCCCACCUUCCGCCUGCACCAGCUGACCGAGCCCGUGGGGGACCUGUCGGAGCACGUCUGCACCGAGCACCACAAGCUGAUGGAGCACUUCUGCACCGACCACGGCCGCCUGAUCUGCAGCCUGUGUCUGCAGCAGGUCCACAGAGGCUGCUCCUUCACCUCUCCGGAGGAGCAGAGGAGCAAGAAGGAGUCUGAAUUUAGAGACAAGCUGGGCAUACUGGACCUAAAGAUCGACAGGACUGAUAACAUCGUGCUUCAGAUGAGCGAGCUGGAGGGCAAGCUGAAGGACGCAGCGAGCCGGAGAAAGAUGGCGCUGGCUGCGGCGUACCAGCAGAUAGCUGAGCUGCUGGCUCAGGACGAACACUUGGCCCAGCACGAGGUGGACUGCGAGCUGGAGGCUGGUCAGAACAAACUCCGGAGCCUCACAGAAAAGUUCACAGACAACAGCGAGAGGAUGAAUAAAGCCAGAGAGGAGAUCAACAACCUGCUGAGUCAGGUGCAAACGCCAGCCUUUCUUCAGGCUUCAUUUGAAUUGCCCAAGGUGGUUAAGUUUGAGCCCCACCUCCCUCGAAUUAACCUGGACUCUAAAAGGGUGACGGCUGCUCAGAGCUUUGCUGCCAUCCUGCAGGAGAACCUGGUGACGCUUUUCACUCAGCCUUUCGAGGCCAGAUUACCACUGCUUAAACCAGAACUGAACACUGACUCAGCUGCAUCUGGGCAAGCUCCUUCGUCAGGAGCUGCAGGUGGAGAAAAUACUAGAUCCUGGACCGAGCUUUCGUCUAUUGCAGCAUCCCAGAAGCCCCCGGAGCACAGACCUCCACCCAGGUCCCACAGUCCUGGCCGUCCACCUGUCCAGGAUAUCUACAAACCCUUCCAUUUUCCUACUUAUAAUCAGUCAACAUGGAACCCACAACCGUUUCAGCCAACCGGUUUCUCCAGGCCACUAAUCUUCCCUGGACAGCAGCCACACAAGAAGGCUGAUGGUGGGCACCAACCCCCUCACAAACACAGCAAAAGGCCACCGAGUGCACAAGGAGGACAGAAGCCUGGUGGGAAAGGACCCGACUCUGCCAGGAAGGACAAGCCGAAAAGCCAUCCACCAUCAGAGAAAUGGGCCGGGCACAACCCACAUCCUAGAAAAAAUAAGUAGGCAUUGGAUCCCGGUUUUUUUUUUUAGCAGACCUGACACACAGGACUAAUGUUUUCAGGUGAUAAAUUACAACAGUUUGCUUAAAGUUUUGCUUUUGGUAUUCAACUAAUAUUUUCCCAAUAUGGACCAACUAGUCCGCAUUGACUUAUUCAAAUAUUAUUCUAGUUUUGCUACCUUGAAUGUGAUUUUAAAAAAAGGUGAGAGCAGCGCUUUGUAAAAAUAGAGUGGAAGACCGAUGGUCGGUUUGUCAAUCACAAAAAUAUUUCCAGAUUCUUGGGAUCUUCUUUUAGUGGUUAGGAACGUUCAGAGCUUCCCACCUUAUCUACUCACCGCAGGGGUCUUCAUAAAGUUCACUUGUCACAUUCCUGUUUGUUUUGUAAGUCUGCAGUUUAUGUACAACCCAAGCCAAGGAGCAAAGUAGUCAAAAACCUUCACAAGGAGCUUAAGAGAAUCUUCUCUAGACGCUGGGAAGAAUCCGCUGUUAACUAGCAUCAGACUUUUUUUUUUUAGCUUGACUGGCAGAAACUAAAAAACUCAGGGUUGUUUUUUUUCCAGUCAGUGAAUGCACCAUGUACAAAUGCUAACAAAUCAUGCUGACAACUCUCUUCAGUAUGGUUGUUGCUUGGUGUAGAAGAGGCAAUGUAAGUUAAACAUUGUCUAUCGUCAUAAAUCUCCCGUUUGCACCAUACUUGAUCAUCAUCAUCAUACAUGCAUAAUAAGUUUUGCAUGGUUAACUCUAAAGGACUGGGAGUCUAAUGAGGAAAUGGACAAUUAAGCGGUCAUUCAAGUUAAAAUGGUGAAUGAUUAAUUGCAUAUUUAUUGGACAAUUACCGUUCAUAGUGCUCUUGUCUCGUCACCCCCCCCCCCCCCCCCCCAUUAAUUAAAUAAAAACACUCACACCUGGUUUAUGUAUGAAAAUAUUUAUGGGAAUGUCUUCAAAUUCCAAACAUUACACCUCAUUACAUUCAUUUAAAUCAAAAUUGGUUCUUGUCACGUUUUGUAAACGGCCAUUUCCUAUGAUUGUUGGCAUUAAAAGCUUGUUUUCCUCUAAA